Messenger RNA from Neoarthrinium moseri, 1326 nucleotides. RefSeq lists its product as uncharacterized. Gene Ontology annotation, cellular component: cytosol. Gene Ontology annotation, molecular function: fructose-2,6-bisphosphate 2-phosphatase activity; 6-phosphofructo-2-kinase activity; ATP binding. The transcript has 3 exons. Gene Ontology annotation, biological process: fructose 2,6-bisphosphate metabolic process; fructose metabolic process. The coding region runs from base 1 to 1326 and encodes 441 amino acids. The record is from RefSeq and is a predicted model, not a curated record. Lineage: Eukaryota; Fungi; Ascomycota; Sordariomycetes; Amphisphaeriales; Apiosporaceae.
AUGGCACCUCGCACUAACGGCCGGGGCGUCCAGGUCGAGGACACCAAGAUCUGCGUCGUCAUGGUAGGAUUGCCCGCACGAGGCAAGAGUUAUAUCGCACAGAAAGCUCAACGAUACCUCCAAUGGCUCUCCAUCGACGCCAAGACCUUCAACGUGGGCAACUACCGCCGCACCGACGCACCCCAGCCCUCGGCCGACUUUUUCGACAUUGGCAACACCGAGGGUGAGCGCCGGCGACGGGCUGCCGCCGAGGCCGCCAUUGCCGACAUGCUCGCCUGGUUCAAGCAAGGCGGCGUCAUUGGCAUCCUGGACGCCACCAACUCGACCAAGGAGCGCCGCAAGUGGGUCAUGGACGUCUGCACCCGCGAGGGCAUCGAGGUGCUCUUCGUCGAGUCCAAGUGCGACAACGAGGAGAUGAUCAUGGCCAACAUCCGCGACGUCAAGACUACGAGUCCUGACUACAAGGGCCAGGAUCCCGAGAAGGCUGCGCUCGACUUCCGGAACAGGAUAAAGAACUACGAGAAGGUCUACAAGACAAUCGACGGCGACGGCGACGAGAGCGACUACACCUACCUGAAGAUCAUGGACGUCGGUAGCCAGGUCAUCAUCAACCGCAUACAGGACUACCUGCAGAGUCGUGUGGUGUACUACCUCAUGAACCUCCACAUUCGCCCGCGCUCCGUGUGGCUGUCGCGCCACGGGGAGUCGUUAUAUAACCUCAACGGCAAGAUAGGCGGAGAUGCCGAUUUAUCGCCGCGGGGACACCAAUAUGCCCAGAAGCUGCCGGAGUUGGUCCGCCAGUCAGUCGGUGGUGACCGCCCCUUGACGGUAUGGACAUCAACCCUGAAACGAACCAUAGCAACCGCUAGGUUCCUGCCCGAAAAUUACAACCAGUUGCAGUGGAAAGCCCUGGACGAACUGGACGCUGGUCUUUGUGAUGGCAUGACGUACCAGGAAAUCAAGGACCAGUACCCCGAGGACUUCAUCGCUCGUGACGAAGACAAGUACAACUACCGGUACCGAGGCGGCGAGUCGUACCGUGACGUCGUCAUUCGGCUCGAGCCCAUCAUUAUGGAAUUGGAGAGGUCGGAGGAUAUCCUGAUUGUCACACACCAGGCAAUUCUGCGAUGCAUCUACGCGUACUUCAUGAAGAAAGAUCAGGCGAAAUCCCCUUGGAUGAACGUCCCUCUGCACUGUCUGAUUAAGCUCACGCCUAGAGCGUAUGGGACUGACGAGGAGAGGUGGCAGGCAGAUAUUCCUGCCGUCAGCACCUGGAGAGCGAAGGGCAGUACCGCGAAGCAUGAAGACCCUACGGGCACUGCGUAG